Conger conger (European conger) is the source of this 5264-nucleotide messenger RNA. It is a transcript of the gene arid5a, whose product is annotated as AT-rich interactive domain 5A. The record is from RefSeq and is a predicted model, not a curated record. Gene Ontology annotation, biological process: regulation of transcription by RNA polymerase II. Gene Ontology annotation, molecular function: transcription cis-regulatory region binding. The transcript is spliced from 6 exons. Lineage: Eukaryota; Metazoa; Chordata; Actinopteri; Anguilliformes; Congridae. The coding region runs from base 3148 to 4833 and encodes 561 amino acids. Gene Ontology annotation, cellular component: nucleus.
GACGGGCAGCUUGAGUCAUUUCACUUUCUGUAGGUCACAAGUUCUUCUUGACAAAAGGCAGAAAAUGGAGAACGGCUUAAUAUAAUGCAUAUGCAAAAAAAGAAAAUCUACUUCCAGUAACCAGGUUAGCGCUGCACUGGUUACAUUGUUUCUUAUGACUGUUUUGUGUGUACCAACACUUUCAGUUCUUCAUUUAUGGUCGAGUAGCUGUUGGUUCGUCAUCAUUCCUCAUAUUCUGUUUAAAGGGGUUUCCCACACAAAGGAGCUCCUGCUCUUUUCUACAGUCCAGCUUACUGUUUAGUGCUGUUUCACUUCCAGCUAUUAAAUAUGAAUAAUACACAGAGACAAAAUCGAUACUCCUGCACAAAAACAUAUCUUUGCAAUGCAAAAAACUUCUGUUUUUAAGAAUUAUUUGGGAAACUUACGCAACCUUAAACAUCCUAACAAGGGAGAGCACCUCACAUAUAAUGAGCAUCUCUUUGAAAUGUUUUGUAAGUGUUUUCAUAGGAAUGCUCACACUACACUUGUGGUCACAUGCUACAGUUGCUUGGGGUCACACAAGCCCUGUCUAAAGAUCAAAUCUGUUUGAUAUUCUCGAGUCCCUGACUAACUUAAGACUGGACUGUGAGAGCUGCAACUGAGACCAUCUCACAUUAAACGGCUGUUGGAGGCGGGGAUUUCCUUUACAACUGCAAAAUUGUCACUAAAAGUCCUGCAGUGUGUGCUAGGCAUGAACAGGAAAUACCCUGCAAACUGAAACCCUUUCAGGUGAAGACUGUGGGCAGUUUGCCAGGAUUCAAUUCCACACUAGGGAAUGUGUCACUGCACUAAGAGUGCUUACUUCAGCCUCCUACACAAACCAACUUUGUUCCGAUUCCAAAAUCACAAAACAAAGGAGGAAAUCAUGAAAAGUUGUGUUGAGAUAUUUCUUCUACAUUCUCUGAUGCCAAUAGCUGGUGAUCAAAUGGUGUGUUUUUUUGUGGCAGGUCAUUAAAUUGAUAGCAGGUCAUUAAAGUAACUCUUUUCUGUAUGAUUGUGCAUUGUGAUGUAAAACAAUUGUGAGACUAAAAGAGUAAAAGAAAACCUGCUUUUACGUCAGCUUUUUCAUUAAGCUCCCUUGUUUAUCUUGCCUCUAUUUAAGUCAACAAACAAAUGCCUCUAUGUGUUUUGCAAUAUUACCAAGUUAACACAAUUGUCAGUCUCAGUCUUAUUAUUAGAAUGACUAGUACAGGAAAUAGGUGUAAUUCUUUGAUAUGAGAGUUGUAGGAGGCCUGCCCUGUUGGUCUGUGAGAGACUGCACACACAGUCUCUGUUAACACCAUUCACACAAAUUGAAACUGCCAGAGUUCCAGCGCUUGCAUACUUCUGGUAACUCAAGUCGAGAAAAAGAAAGAUGAGCGAAGAAAAGAUGCAUCAAAUUUCCAAGACCAGGUUGCAAGAUGAAAGCCUCGUGGUUUCUGUGGUGAGAGCUGGCCAGGCGAUAGCAUCAACCCGGCACGCCACCAGCAAUCAUAUUGAGCCUGCUUUAUCAACAUGUUGACAUCAACGGCUCCUACGCACUUUUCCGAAAUUUGACUGUGGUGGAAAUUUAGAUAGGGUGUUUACUGCCAGUGUGUCACAGCAGAGUUUAUAUACUUUCUUCAGAGUGCGCCUGGGAAAACAUGCUCUUUCCUGAUUUGGUCUCACUAGUUUUGCUAUAAUUAUGCAACUCUCAUUCACACAGUUAUGAGUUUGUUGUACUUAUUGUAUUGAAUACGUCAUUUGUUUUUCCUUAGUUCUUCUUUCUUUCAGUUGGUACAACUUAUCUAAAAAUAUCCAUAUUUAUAUUAUCACCAAAGAUGCUGAAUAAGAAGCCAUUAUUUCCAGUAUUUACCACACCACGGUGUAGUAAUUGUUUACAAACAAAAAAUGUUUUUAUGAUCAGUUUUUGUCUAACCGUCUUAUUGACAGUGAAUACUGCCUGUUGGUUGUUGCCGCUGUUGGUUAACUGUGUCUCUGUCUCUGUUUCCGUUGCACAAACGAGUCUGAGACCACUGCACAAAUGAGAUGUAUUGGUUAGUUGGGAAUUUAUUUUCGGGCACACUGUUGAAAUCAGCCUGCGGUGUGGCCGCGUCUCAUUCUCAGAAUCAUUAUCAGUUGCAGUCAGACCCUCCAACCCCCCGGAACCCACAUACUCAACAAGUCACUUAUGCAUGUGUUCUCAGAUGCUAUACAUUGCUCACCUCAAAAGUUUUAGUUCUACACCCACAAGAUGGUCAUGAUAAUGUCUAUGUUGAAUGAUAAAUAGCAAUGGUAUCAAAAAGUUUUUUUUUUUUUUUUUGCGCCCCAAUGUUUCAAUUUCAUCACAAAUGCGAAACAGAUCAAUCAAAAAUCUUAACACAGUCAGUUUUUUAAAAAUACAUGAGAGAAUUGAAAAAUCCAUAUAUUCUAUCAUCAUUAAUUUCAUGUUGAAAUUAACUUGUCAAUUACACAAGCAGCAUUUAUGAUGGCUGAGAUUGUUGCUUCCUUACAAGAAUUGUGCAGAGCAUCCAUGUUCAUAGAUGGCAAGGCUAUGGAUGGAUUGAUGAAGGGCCAGAGGUACAGGAGUCAGACCGUGUUUGGAAAGUUCAUUUUAAAAAGUCAGUCAGGGACAGCAUAGGUAAUGUUGGCGAUAAUGGAAUGUGAUUUUUUAAACCAGUGAGAAUAUCGGCAAUGGCAAAGCAGGCAAGAAAAAUGCGAUUAACAUCUAUAUAUGCAUUGUAUGAGGGGAGAAGAAUUCUGGCUGUCUAUUUUCUAUUUGUGCCCAUAAACCACCUCUUUUGUCUCCACAAUGUACAGCAUAUUUUUUUGCUUGCCUACAUAAUUCUGAAAGCUUAAUUAUUUUGAUAUGAACCUAUUUUUGGCAAGAGUGACCUUGCCUGCCAACAUUUGUGUCUGUGGCUUUUUCGGAUUGGAUUAUGGUCAUUGUGACUCCAUCCAGGGCCGCAAGGUCUGGACCUAGAGUCCCAGAGCCACAAGGUCUGGACCUACAAUCCCAGAGCUGCAAGGUCUGGACCUACAAUCCCAGAGCCGCGAGGUCUGGACCUACAAUCCCAGAGCCACAAGGUGGCUGAAGUUGUGGGCCCGGUAGAAGCGUGCUGCCUGAACCUCAGUCAGCAAAACUGUGAGAUGGAGCUCUCCCACCCCACCAGUGGCGUAGAAGAACUACACAGGGCCAGCCAAUCAGAGGAAGAGGAGAAGAGUUUUGUGUCCAGUCUGUACAGUUUCAUGAAGGAUAAGGGCACACCCAUUGACCGGAUACCACACCUGGGCUUCAAACAGAUUAACCUCUGGAGAAUCUACAAAGCUGUGGAAAAACUUGGUGGAUAUGACUCUGUGACAGCCCAGCGGCUGUGGAAGAACGUGUAUGAUGAGCUGGGUGGCAGCCCCGGCAGCACUAGUGCUGCCACCUGCACCCGCAGGCACUAUGAGAGGCUUGUGCUGCCCUUUGAGAGGCAGAUUAGAGGAGAGGAGGACAAGCCCCUGCCCCCCACCAAGCCUCGGAAACAGUAUAAGAAAAGUCUGGAGGGCAAGAGUGGGAAACCCGAGGGCAAGAGGAAGAGGAGCCAGCAGGAGGGGGAAAGUGAGGGGCGCGCUGAGGCCCAGGGGAAGCCAGUGGAGGAAGGGAAGUGCCUGCACUCGACUGGGCCACGCUGCAGGCCGGAGAUAGAGGCGCCCGUGUCAAAGGACCAACCUGCUGCGGUUUCCCAGCCAGUUAAGAGCCUCUUCGCCAGUGUCCAGUCCUCAGGAACGGAGGUCAUCUCCCCUCUGGAGAAGAAGAAGCGUGUGGCCCAGGCCAGCCUCACCCUCUCCCAGGCCGCUUCCAGCCCUGAGCAGGACAGCAGAGGGAGGCCCUCCGUCAUACACUGUGCCCAGUCCCCUGGGCUGCCCCCCACCGGCAGGACCCGCGAGUCUUCUGAAGGCUCCCCUAUACCUCACUCCUCCUCCUCCUCGCGUAGCCCAUCCCCCUGCUCUGUCUCCUCUGAAGACUGCCUCCCUGCCCCUGCUCCACAUAAACCGGCUCCUUCUGCUUACGUUAGUAAUUUCGCCUCCAUAGCCUACCACGGUGGGGUGUGCAAGCCAGUGAGCUGUUAUACCAGCGUCAAGGACUCUACUAGUCACCUCCAUCACCAUAGAGACAUCCGACAGCGGGGCCUGUUCGCCACUGACCUCGCGGUGGGUAAAGGGCAAACACCUGACUGGACCCUGGGCUGCAGAGGGGAGAAUGCUCCCCCUGCUCUCAAAACUCUCCCACCCACCUCCUCUACCUCAGCUGAAAUGGGCCCCAAAGCAUGCUGGGUCCCUCCUCAGUCCAGCUUCACCAAGGUGCUGCCAAAAUCUGGGGAGCAUUUGGGGCCCCUCUCCUUUCAGCCAGGCCACAAACUCAACCAGAACCAGAAGAGGCUUCCUCCAGAGGAUGGGUUGGCAUAUGGGAAGAAACUGCAAAUGGUUUCCCCUCUGCACCACGGAGAUGCCAAGGUGAGAUCCAAGCUGGCCUUGCCCAAACCACUGCCCACCCAGCAUUCUCUGCUCCACCCCCCUCCGAUAUCCUACUUAGUUCCAGCUUAUGAAAGGACCAGACCAGUCUCAGCCCACCAGCUCAAAGGACUCUCAGUACAUCCGCUCCUCCCCGCCCACCUGGCUGUACCUUCCCAGCCCGGCUCCAUCUACCGCCAUGUAAUGGCGGGAACUCCUUACGCAGUCCCCUACGAGACCUUCCCCCGUCCCCGUCCUUAUCAAAUUCCAUUCUGGCACCCCCAAGCUGGAUAUGCCAUUGCUGGCCUGAGCCCUCAUUAUCCUAACACUAAGCUGUGACUCCAGUAUUAUAAGUUGAAGCUCAAAUGUGAAGUACAUUAAUGUGGGGAUAUUUUAUGUCUUUGGAAUUGGAUCCAGUAGAUUUUCCAACACUCUGCUGGAAAUGCGUUCCAUGUGAAUGUUCUGUUGAGCCUGGAGAUUUGUAUCUACAUAGAAAAUGGAAGGACUCUUCUCUGAUGGGCAAGGUCUUUGUUGAGCGAAGAGACAGGAUUAAAAUGGCCAUAGUAAAAUUUAAAUGAAAGGGCUGUCUAUUGUGGACCAUGUAUCUUGGACCAAAAACUGUUAAAGUAAAAUUGACAGCUGUAGUUUCAAAAAAGCAAUAAAACUACUGAUAUUUCCCUGAACCUUGCCCAAACACACCACUUUUUUUCUUGUUGCAUUUAGGGCCCAACGGCAUGGUUGAAUUGAAUAAACAUUUAUUUCUGUCUUAA